AUGUCAGACUCCGUCCCCCACGUCGGCCGCAGACCGGCCACGGUCCUCUCCGCCACCGAGCUCAUCGGCAACACCCCGCUGGUGCGGCUCAACAAGGUGCCGCAGUCGCUCGGCAUCGAGUGCGAGGUCUACGUCAAGGCCGAGCUGUUCAACGCCGGCGGCAGCGUCAAGGACCGCAUCGCCCUGCGCAUGGUCGAGGAGGCCGAGAAGAGCGGCCGCAUCAAGCCCGGCGACACGCUGAUUGAGCCCACCUCUGGCAACACCGGCAUCGGCCUCGCCCUCGUCGGCGCCAUCAAGGGCUACAAGACCAUCAUCACCAUGCCCGAGAAGAUGUCGGCCGAAAAGGUCUCGGUCCUGCGCGCCCUCGGCGCCACCAUCAUCCGCACCCCGACCCAGGCCGCCUGGGACGCGCCCGAGUCGCACAUUGGCGUCGCGCGCCGCCUCGAAAAGGAGAUCCCCAACGCCCACAUCCUCGACCAGUACGGCAACGUCGACAACCCGCGCGCGCACGAGCUCGGCACCGCCGAGGAAAUCUGGGAGCAGACGGGCGGCAGGGUCGACGCCAUCGUCGCCGGCGCCGGCACCGGCGGCACCAUCACCGGCCUCGCGCGCGGCCUCCGCAAGCACAACAAGGACGUCAAGGUCAUCGCCGCCGACCCCCACGGCAGCAUCCUCGCCCUGCCCGAGGCCCUCAACGACGAGCACGCCAACCAGCCGUACAAGGUCGAGGGCAUCGGCUACGACUUUAUCCCCGAGGUGCUCGACCGCCCGCUCGUCGACAAGUGGUACAAGACGGACGACGAGGAGUCCUUCCUCCUCGCCCGCCGCCUCAUCGCCGAGGAGGGCCUGCUCGUCGGCGGCAGCUCCGGCUCCGCCAUGGCCGCCAUGCUCAAGGCCGUCCGCGACUACGGCUUCAAAAAGGGCGACGUCGUGGUCGUGGUCCUCCCCGACAGCAUCCGCAGCUACCUGUCCAAGUUUGCCGACGACGACUGGCUCGCGGCCAACAACCUCCUGCCCGUCAACGGCAUCGAGGUGGCGUCCGUCACCGCGCCCAACGGCAAGACCACGACGUCGGGCGACCCCUACGAGGGCGCCACCAUUGCGUCCCUGCGCCUCAAGCCCGUCACCUCGGUCGCCGCGACGGCCGAGUGCGCCGAGGCCGUCGAGACGAUGCGCGACAAGGGCUUCGACCAGCUGCCCGUGCUCGCCGCCUCGGGCAAGCUCGUCGGCGUCGUCACGCUCGGCAACCUGCUCUCCUACAUCUCCAGCGGCCGCGCCACCCCGCAGACGCAGGUCAAGGACGUCAUGUUUGACUUUGGCCGCAUGGACGAGAUUGUGACGGACCCGCGCCAGGCGGCCACGGCCUCGUCGAAGCGCAAAUUCGUCGAGAUUACAAUGGACACGUCCCUCACAUACCUCAGCAAGUUCUUCGAGUGGAACAGCGCUGCCGUGGUGACGGAGAAGAGCGCCGACAGCAAAACGCUCGCCAAGCCGGUGGCCGUCGUCACAAAGGUCGACCUGCUGACCUGGAUGGUCAGCAAGAAGAUUUGA
Molecule: messenger RNA, 1551 nt
Organism: Akanthomyces muscarius
Lineage: Eukaryota; Fungi; Ascomycota; Sordariomycetes; Hypocreales; Cordycipitaceae
Exons: 2
Coding region: 1-1551 (516 amino acids)
Cellular component (GO): cytoplasm
Molecular function (GO): cysteine synthase activity; cystathionine beta-synthase activity
Source: RefSeq, a predicted model, not a curated record